This is a messenger RNA of Cuscuta epithymum, 918 nucleotides long. Lineage: Eukaryota; Viridiplantae; Streptophyta; Magnoliopsida; Solanales; Convolvulaceae. The record is from the annotation of a GenBank genome assembly.
UUAAAAACAAACCGAAACAAAUCCCGAAUCGUCCUAGAUUACUCCAUUUAAUUGUAAUUCCAAAAAGUAUGACCGGAACUUGAAGAACAUACGGCUGUUGUGAAGAAAUCUGUUUCCAGCAUUUAGAUGCUGUUACACCUUCUGUACAUCUUGUAAUGAAAGUUUUUGCGAAAUGAAAGCACUGACCGACCGGAUUUGAACGGUCAAUAUUUUCGAGAUUGUAUCAAAUUUAUUAUUUGUCGGGUAAGAGAUAGCAAGCUGGGGGUUGAGGAUCAAUGACGAAGCUCUUAUCAAGCACCUUCCGAUCCGUGAAGCCCAUUCGUCCUGUCACCAAACUCAAAUUUCCUUCAUCAUCGCCGCCUUCAGAAUCCUUACAGAUCGAUUCAUUACGGCCUCCUUCGUCACUUUCGUCUCCAUCUAGCUCUGCACCCAAAUCAAAGUCGCGGUGGUCGGUGUACUUGAUCCUCUCCACCAACCCGCCUAUCAAAACUUACGUCGGAGUCACAACUAAUUUCACUCGCCGUUUAAAGCAACAUAACGGUGAGCUUAAAGGAGGCGCAAAAGCAUCCCGUGCCGGAAGGCCGUGGGUAUGUGCAUACCUUAUUCAAGGAUUUAAGGACAGAAGUGAAGCUUGUGCAUUUGAAUCAAGUUGGAAACAACAUUCAAAGAAAUUACCACAUAAAGGAAAAGGCGAUGUACUACAGCAGCUAGAAGAAUCUAAACCUGUCAUGUUACUGGAACAUAGAUACGCAGCUCUAGAUGAAGUCAAAAAAUUUGUGGAUUGCAGUCACUUAUCAUUCAAUUGCCAUUCUAAUCUCCAUUAUUGAUCCAGCGACAGCUUUGGCGUUUCUGCCAUUUGUAAAUCAGAUGCAUUACCAUGCAUAUGCAUGGGAAAGUUCUACAAGGACUGUCCUUAUA